Messenger RNA from Ilex paraguariensis (yerba mate), 1725 nucleotides. NCBI's taxonomy places the organism in Eukaryota, Viridiplantae, Streptophyta, Magnoliopsida, Aquifoliales, Aquifoliaceae. The record is from the annotation of a GenBank genome assembly.
AUGCAUUCUCUGAAUCACAUCUUUAGAGCUACAGAUCUUGUGAUGAAGAAUGAUGCAAAAGUGGCUAGGCAUCAAGAGAGUGCGAAGGAGGAGAUACUUCACACUGAUGGUUAUCUCGACCGUGGCUUUACUCGUCCUAAGGUUCUAAUCCUAUUGCCACUAGCGAGCAUUGCAUUGAGAGUUGUUAAGAGGUUGAUCCAACUAACUCCUGCCAAACAUAAGGUUAACGUGGAGCACAAUGAUCGCUUCUACAAUGAAUUUGCAACUGGAGGGGUUGAAGAUAAGGAGGAAUUAGAGUAUAUUGAUAAUUCAACAUCACAGAAGUCUUCAAAACCAUCUGACUUUCAAGCACUUUUUGGUGAAAAUAACAAUGAUCAUUUCAUGAUAGGUAUUAAAUUUACCAGGAGGAGCAUAAAGUUAUACAGUGAUUUCUAUUCCUCGGACAUGAUUGUUGCCUCUCCUCUUGGGUUGAUCACUGACAACGCCAAAAAUAUCCCACAAGAGCCAACCUGUGCUCAGCUGGGCAAGACUAGGACCGAAAUCGGAAAUGAGAAAAUUACCCUUCACAUAAACUUAGAAAAAAAGCCUACUACGCUGAUAGAUCUGGUUUGUUCUAUAACUAAUAAAUGCAAGGAUGCGUCAAUUGGACAAGGGUUUUACACUGGGGGUGGCGAUGAUCUCUUUAUUGGCUUCUCUCAGAAAAUCGGGGAAGCUGAAGUAGAGAAGGAAAAGGAUGUUGACUAUCUUUCUUCUAUAGAGGUUUUAAUUAUUGACCAUGCUGAUGUUAUAGCAAUGCAGAAUUGGUCUCAUGUGAGUACAAUCAUUGAACAAUUGAACCGGAUACCAUCUAAGCAACAUGGAACGGAUAUUAUGCGUAUAAGACAAUGGUAUAUUUUUAGUGUAUUGUUUCUUUGGUACUUGGAUGGACAAGCGCAGUUCUAUCGUCAAACAAUAAUUUUAGGAUCGCAUGUAAACCCAGGUGAUGAGUUAGAAAACAUCAACGCGUUGUUCAAUCAUCAUUGCGUUAACUACCAGGGAAAGGUGCACCAACUUUCUUCAUUACAUUUCACUUACUAUGUGGAUCUACCUAAGUUUUGUGAGGCAUUGUUGAUACUGAAUUUGAAGUUAGACAAUUUUCAGAGUUCCUUAAAAGUGAAGUUGGUAUGUGCGUAUAAAGGUGUUCUUCCCAAAGUAUUACUUCCAGUGCGACAGGUUUAUGAGCGUUUUGAUGCAGAAUCAAUAGUAGAUGCCGACAAUGCUCGUUUUGAAUAUUUUACAAAGAAGGUUUUCCCAAAGAUAAAAGAUUCUAUUCAGGGUGGGAUUAUGCUAUUUAUUAGUUCAUACUUUGAAUUCGUACGAGUUCGAAAUUUUUUGAAGUCGCAGGACGCAUCCUUCUGUCUGCUUGGGGAGUACACAAAACAGAGUGAUAUUUCUCGUGGACGAGUUUGGUUUUUCCAAGGAAGGCGGAAAAUCAUGCUUUAUACUGAGAGAGCUCAUUUCUACCACAGAUACAAGAUUCGUGGUAUUCAGAAUUUAAUCAUCUAUUCUCUCCCAGAAAGGAAAGAAUUUUACCCCGAGAUUGUUAAUAUGCUUGAGGGGUCCCAUAGCAUGAUUUGCACCGUUCUAUUUUCUCGUUUUGACCAGUUCCGGCUGGAGAGGGUAGUUGGAACUGCCCCGGCGAAGAGGAUGGUAUCAUCAGAGAAGGGUGUCUUUGUUUUCUGUUAG